GAUGCAGUGAGGCGUGGUCAUUCUGAUCUUAUCUGCUCACCGCUUUGUCUUGAGCGUGGGUGUUGGGAAAAAUAGUUUCUUGAGGAAAGGGAGACAAGAGACAGGAGUGAAACGAUACGGUUCACAAGGCGCGGUUCUCAGUUCUGUUCUUGACGACACACUGAGCGGUCUUGAGGUAGGGAGCUGGACAGGGAGUUACAGGGGAGAGGCUCAUCGCGAGAGAGCGAGACCGACAGAAUUGAACGCCUGAAAGUUUCGUUGAAGACAUUGACUGACAGGCAGAGAGUGUUUUUGAGCAGGAGGUCAGUAACAUUCUCUCAGGGCAAGGAAGUAGGGAUUGUAUGAGUAUCUGCAGCCUCUACCUGUUCAACACAGGAGACCCAGACAGAGGCCCAGUGGCCCAACCCUGCCGCCUGAGGUUAAAAGGGGAGAGUGCAGGACCUAUCUUGGCCCACCGUCCUCACAAAGUACAUCCAGGGAGCAGCGAACAUGGAGGUGCUCAUUGUAAAGAAUGAAGAAAACACAGCAGAGAGUCUUGUCACGACUGGAAGCAAACAUGUCACCACACCCAUAAUAAAUGUUGAGGACCUGAACCGAAACCAGGAACAAGGAGGGGACCCAGUGAGAACCGACGAUAAGCCAGAUGAGAACACCCGGGCCCCCGAGACCCAACCCUCCAGCUGCCUCGCCAUCGCCCCAGAGGAUGUACUGUGUGACUCCUGCAUCGAGAGACCAAGCCGGGCCCAGAGAUCCUGCCUCACCUGCCUGGUGUCCUACUGCGAGGCCCACCUCAGGCCUCACCUGGAGAACCAGAAGUUCCAGAAUCACCGGCUGGUGGAGCCUUUACAGGACAUUGAGUCUCGCUCCUGCCUGGAGCACCGGCUGCCUCUGGAACUCUACUGCCUGACGGACGGCUGCAGUGUGUGUGUGUGCUGUGAGUGUGUGGGACUGGAGCAUCCAGGACACCGUACCGUACCUGUCGGUGAGGCGCGGCGACAGGUCGAGACAGAGCUGCAGAAGAAACAAGGGGAGAUUUUGAAGACAGUCUCUUCUGUGGAGAAUGCCAUCGGCAAGCUACAGAACAACACUGCCUCUAUAGAGAGCUCUGUGGCGGGGGCAAGAGCUGUGAUGGAGCAGCAAUUCUACCUCCUGCAGGGGGCCAUGGACGAGGCCCGGAGGGGGACCACGGAAGUGCUGGAGGAUGAGCAGAGGCAGGCUAUCAGCCAGGCUGAGGGCAUCCAGGCCCACCUGGAGCAGAAGAGCCAGGAGCUGAAGAAGACCCUGGCCAGUGCGGAGAGACUCUCCAGGAACAAAACUGACGUGGACUUCCUGCAGGAAUAUACCGAGUGGAAGAGGGGUGUUGUGGACGUCUGUCUGCCUGGGGUGUACAUCGGCCUCACGGAGCGCAUGGCCUCCUUCAGCCGCCUGAUCACCGAGUCCACCCAGGGACUGUGUGACCAGCUCAAGGCGACCUACACGGACAAACUGAAGGACUUCUGCAAGACUGACAAACCGGGCAAUAAAACCACGGUCCACGCCAAGAUGUCAAGGUCUUCUCCACUGCCAGAUCCUGUGACACGAGAUGACUUCCUCAAGUAUGCCAGGAGCAGUCUGACCUUUGACCCAAACACUGUCCACAAGUUCCUGCGACUGACCGAAGACAACAGGAAGGUGACCAACACGGCGCCCUGGCAGCACAACUACCCGGAUGCCCCCGAACGCUUCGAGAACUGGCGCCAGGUGAUGACCUCGGAGAGCCUCUACCUGGGCAGACACUAUUUCGAGGUGGAGCUGAGCGGGGAGGGAGCGUACGUGGGACUCACCUACAAGAGCAUCGACCGGAAGGGCGCCGAGAGCGGCAGCUGCAUCACCGGAAACGACUUCUCGUGGAGCCUGGGAAGGGAUGGGCGGAGCUUCUUCGCCCGGCACGCCGACGUGGAGGCAGACUUGGAAGCAGCAGGCGGGUUCACCAGGCACGGCGUCUACAUAGACUUUGACUCAGGCUCGUUAGCAUUCUAUGGCGUGGACGACUCUGCUGUGACUCUCCUGUACAGGUACGACGCUCAGUUCACAGAGCCUUUGUAUCCUACCGUCUGGCUCCCGAAGAAGGACAGCGUGGUCUUAUUGGUCUCUCCUAAGGACCAGUUUCCUAAUGUGACCACAACCCCCACCACUCCUGUGAGGGCAAUUGCUCCGGACCAUCCAGAACCUUAAUGACUGGAUAGCUACAGUGUGUCUGCAAGAUAGUUUAUUUCUCUUUAUGGAUUGUAUGGUAAGCAGUGAAUGCAUUUUUCUGUUCCCGGUUGGCAGGUAGCCUAGCCCUAGAGGUUAAAAAGGCGUUACCAGCUGUCGGAAGGUUUUCAUAUACUUUGUCGUGAGGUUAGCAGGAGGCACAUUUCUGUUUCCCACAAAUACACACUAAAGUAUGUAUUCUGUGUCCCAUUAGAUACAUACAGUGUCAUGCACUGUAUUACAUGAGCAGUUUCUAUCAGUAAGUUAUACGUUAUUAAUUAAAUGGGACACCGUCAGGUAUCACACCCAUACAUACACUUGAAUUGACGUCACCUCUCAGUAUUUGUCACAUUAUGACAUCUAUGCAAGGACUGGCUGCACCACUGAGUCAUUUUGAAGUAGUACUUUUUUGUCUAUCAAAAGAACAAACCAUUGGCUGACUCCCCCUGAUUACCGGUUGGAGUUCAAAAGGGUUAUCAGGAGGAAUCAGCCAAUUGACUGCAACCGUGUCAUCAGGAGGUGUUAGCCUAUGAAGUCUUACCCAGCUGAGUACAUUAAAAUGGUGGACGCCACCAAUGGUUAUGUCCAUGCUGAAAUGUUUAAUCCAAUCUGUAUAAUCACAAUGAACCCCGACUUCCAAUGGUUUAUCACUGCUACCAUCUAGUGGUGAAUAUAGAACAGAACAUGUGUUGGUAUAGAAUCACAGUAAAGAGUAAUUGAAUAACUUGUUUAUUGUAACUGGCUAGAAUGACUGACUGUUUGAUUAGCAGAUGUACUACUGUGAUUGUUCUUCAUUUCAUUAUUUAACAAGUGCAUUAUGUGUUCACAUACUAUCUUUCUUUAACACUGAGUCGAUAAAUAAAGAGAUGACGUGUCCAUGGCCAUUCCUAUCGUAUGAACAGUGUGACAAUAAAAUGUAUUUCUUAUAAUUAAACAUGUUAUUCAUACAUUCA
Esox lucius (northern pike) is the source of this 3185-nucleotide messenger RNA. RefSeq names its product tripartite motif-containing protein 16-like protein. The coding region runs from base 490 to 2214 and encodes 574 amino acids. Gene Ontology annotation, molecular function: protein binding; zinc ion binding. The transcript has 6 exons. The record is from RefSeq and is a predicted model, not a curated record. Lineage: Eukaryota; Metazoa; Chordata; Actinopteri; Esociformes; Esocidae.